AUGAGUUACGGUAGACCACCGCCGCGUAUUGAUGGCAUGGUAUCAUUAAAAGUCGAUAAUUUAACCUAUCGCACAACUCCAGACGAUCUAAGGCGCGUUUUUGAAAGAUGCGGUGAAGUAGGCGAUAUUUAUAUACCAAGGGAUCGGUUCACCAGAGAAAGUAGAGGUUUUGCUUUCGUAAGGUUUUAUGACAAGAGAGAUGCCGAAGACGCGUUGGACGCCAUGGAUGGCAGGAUGUUGGAUGGAAGGGAACUCAGAGUUCAAAUGGCUCGCUACGGAAGGCCUACAUCACCCCAUCGGAGGUACGGUCGUCGUCGAAGUAGGGGCAGUAGAAGGAGUCGCUCCAGAUCGCAUCGUCGGUCUUUCAGCAGAAGCAGAUCUCGCUCAGACAGCAAAAGCUCCAGAGGACGGUCAAGAUCAAUUUCCAAGGAUGAAAAGGAAAGGUCUAAGUCACUCAGCAAAUCUCGUUCAAGAUCUAGGUCUUAG
This is a messenger RNA of Diabrotica balteata, 486 nucleotides long. The record is from the annotation of a GenBank genome assembly. NCBI's taxonomy places the organism in Eukaryota, Metazoa, Arthropoda, Insecta, Coleoptera, Chrysomelidae.